Messenger RNA from Vicia villosa (hairy vetch), 1026 nucleotides. RefSeq lists its product as uncharacterized. Gene Ontology annotation, molecular function: protein dimerization activity. The record is from RefSeq and is a predicted model, not a curated record. Lineage: Eukaryota; Viridiplantae; Streptophyta; Magnoliopsida; Fabales; Fabaceae. The coding region runs from base 59 to 661 and encodes 200 amino acids. The transcript is spliced from 2 exons.
AUUCUUAAUUUUGAUUUUUUCAAUGUUUUAAUUGAUUUAUUGUUGUUUCUAAUAUAAUAUGUUUGGUAUUUGUAGAUAUGCACCUAUUUUGAAAAUCAUUGAUGAACGUUGGGAUAACCAACUUCAUAGGCCCUUACAUGCCACAACAUAUUAUCUUAAUCCUCAGUUCCACUAUGAAGAUGAUUUUAAAGAUGAGGAUGCCGAAGUUAAAAAUGGGUUGUUCAGUUGUUUAAAUAGGAUGGUAAAUGAUGUUAAUGAGCGCAACAAAAUUCUUAAGCAAAUGACUGACUUUCAUUAUGCUAGGAGCAUGUUUGGUUGUGAAGCUGCAAAGAACUCUAGGAAGAAUAUGUUACAUGCUGAAUGGUGGGAUUUCUAUGGAGAUAUGACCCCAGAAUUAAAGAGGUUUGCAAUUCAUGUUUUAAGCUUAACUUGCAGCUCCUCUGGUUGUGAACGGAAUUGGAGUUCAUUUGAAAUGGUCCAUACAAAGAGAAGAAAUAGGUUGCAUCAAAAAAAGAUGAAUAACUUUGUUUAUAUCAUGUACAAUCUGAAGUUGAAAAGUAGAAAAGGAAAAGCAAAAGAUGUUGUUUUUACAUUUGAAGAUAUUCAUUCAAACGAUGAGCAGAUAACUGAAGAUCCUAAUGAAGAAAAUGUGCAAACAUAAGUUAAUGUUGAGCAAGAUGAUGUUAUUGUUAACAAUGUUGCAGAAGAUGAUGUUUUGUUUCUAAUAUUGUGCAAAGCGGUGGUGGUGGAAAUGUUGAAUUAGGUGGAAGUGGAUCUCCAAGAAAUACAAAUUUAGUUAAUGAUGAAGAAGGUGUUUCAUCUGGGGCAGAGUUUGAUGAUAAUACUCAAGAAACCGAUGAAGAUGAUGGUGAUGAUAUUGGUGGUUGUGAUUUCACUUAAGCUUUGGAUGUUUAAAGUCAUUAGAAUAUCUGUUUUAUUUUUUUUUGCUUUAGGUAGUAUCCAAUUCAGAAGAAAUUAGUACUUUAAGUCUUUAAUUACAUAAUUUCCUAAUUUGUUUAUUUUAUU